AUGACAGGCUCUGCACGACUCGGGCCAAAGUCCAAGAUACCUACCGAAAUCAUGCCCCACACCCUCAUCGAGAAGCAGCGAGUCCUUGAAGCCCUUCGUGCCGGUCGAGAAGACUGGCUAGCUGUUGCCCGUUUCAAGGGUAUCCCGGUGACUACUGCCUACGAUAUAGUACGGCGUGGACGCAUGACAAUCUCCCUCGGGGAGGCGCGAAGGACCGCUUGCGAGGGCGAUCUAGGCGAGGAGAGAGGGCCGUGCUCAGCCUUUCACCCUCCAAAAGGGCCAACCUCCAGAUCCAAUGUGCUGUUUUGGGCUGGUGACGUACCGAUUGGAUUAUGGCAGUAUUCGUAUGGAGAAAAAUUCUGCCUUCGUCGAAGAGAUUUACAGACGGUCAAGGCGUCGCAAGAGUUCCGCAGCUUCUUUCAGGGCAAAACGAUUGUCGUCGUUCUUGAUAAUGCUCCCGCCCACCGACAGACGGAGGAUCGCGUAACCGGGCACGAAGACAUAGAGCUGCUACGGCUGGGGCCGUACUCCCCCAUGUGGAAAUCCAUCGAGGGUUGCUUCAGUGUGUUAAAGGCAAACAUCAAGAGACACUUAACUAUUUACCGCGAGGCAAUUUGCGAUCGAAGCCGUCAACUGGACCAGAACGGAGACGUGAUAACGCUCGCUGGAAGGCAGAUGCGCGUUCUGGAGAGGGCUGCUAAGGCGGAAAUCAAGCGCAUGACAUCGGUUCUGGUGUCUCGUAUGGAGCUUCACUGUAGCAAGGUCGUCAACGCUGCUGCUGAAGGAAUACCUAUGGUCUACGGUAAAUAA
Molecule: messenger RNA, 810 nt
Organism: Phytophthora nicotianae INRA-310
Lineage: Eukaryota; Oomycota; Peronosporomycetes; Peronosporales; Peronosporaceae
Exons: 3
Coding region: 1-810 (269 amino acids)
Molecular function (GO): nucleic acid binding
Source: RefSeq, a predicted model, not a curated record